AUGGAAAUGCGCGAGUUCCAACUAGAGAAGAACCGGGCGUUGGCCUCGGGACAACCAGAACCACAGAUUCAGUUAUGACUGCACUUGUUAGUUUGCUGCAGAAUCAGGGUGAUUGAUGGUGUUGGCGGGAUCCUUGCAGAAGCCGUCCUUUCGUUACUGUUACCCGCCCGAUCCCCCAAUUAUUUGCUUCUGACUAUCUCUGGAGUAGUUUCUGUCAAUGAAAGCGUUAUCAUCUGAUGUUGAAGAUUUCGUGAAACUUACAAGCAACCUUCCUAGUUGUACUAUCAAUCUUUGAUGUUUUGGUGAUACAAGCAACCUUCCUAGUACUAUUAAGCUUCUCUCGGUUUCGCUUUCAUAUCCACCUACCGCAACGAGUACGAAUCAGUCUGCACAGCAGCCAGUUGUGAAGGAAGUUAUUCCCCGUCGGAUCCUGCCUCCAGCUGCGCAACCAGCGACGACUGCGACUGCGUAGGAGGGUGGGGGUGAAGAACGAGAAUCUACUUAUUCGUGAGGUGAACUACAACGAUGCUUUCACAUUUUGUUCCUUUUGGACAUUCAAUUAUGGAAGUGCGCACUCACAAAUAACCAAUUAUUUUUGUGUCAUCCUCUUCUUGUCUGGACAUUGCUGAUCAGUUCAUCACUGAGACCACUUUGAUAACGUCGACACUAGUACGUUGUCAACGAGGACAUGACUAGUCUAGUAUCGUGUCAACGACACUAGUCUACCGUGGUGAGAGCCAGAUGUUCGUUUUCCCGUAUGAAAAGUGUUCUUCUUCUUGGUGUACUUCUCCGAGCAGAAGAAAACAAAAAGACC
Molecule: messenger RNA, 814 nt
Organism: Amoebophrya sp. A25
Lineage: Eukaryota; Dinophyceae; Syndiniales; Amoebophryaceae
Source: the annotation of a GenBank genome assembly